AUGCCUCAAUUAGUUAACGAAGCGGUUGGAACACAUUCUACAGGUACUGAUUCUGCUAUUGAAAGCGAUAGCGGUGUGAGUAAAAAAUCUAAAGUGAUAGUUGACGAUAAAACUGUUAAUAAUGCUAAUAUUUCAAAUCAACAAAAUGAAGUUGUAAAUAUCAAUGAAAACCAAAUUUAUCUACCUGAAGCAACUCCUGCUGUUAAUAUUUCAAGACAAAUUGAAACUGAAACUCAAAUUAGCAUAUUAUCAUCUGCAGACUACAGUGACCCUGCAAAUUGGCCUACUCAUUUUAGUGACAAUUUUCGGCAAUUUGUUAUAAAAAAUAGACCGCAACAAAUUGAAAAAUAUAACUUUCCACGAGAUCGAGAUGAACAAAAAAAAAAAUUUUCAUCAAUCUAUUACAAGCGGACAUUACCAAAUGGAGAAGAAGUCUCUCGUUCUUGGCUUAUAUAUUCAGUUUCAAAAAAUGUAGUUUUUUGUUUAUGUUGGAAAUUAUUUGGUAAAAGCAAAAGUAGUUUGCCGGCUUUAGAAGGUUCAGGUUUAAACGAUUGGAAGAAUAUUGGAGCACUUCUUUCUUCUCAUAAAAAAAGUAAUUCACAUCUCUUAAAUUUUCAAAUGUGGAAAGAACUUGAUAUACGUUUAUCUACAGAAAAAACCAUUGAUCAUAUUAACCAACAAAAAAUUAAUGAAAAAGAACAAUAUUGGCAACGAAUUUUAUAA
Molecule: messenger RNA, 723 nt
Organism: Hydra vulgaris (swiftwater hydra)
Lineage: Eukaryota; Metazoa; Cnidaria; Hydrozoa; Anthoathecata; Hydridae
Product: zinc finger MYM-type protein 5-like
Source: RefSeq, a predicted model, not a curated record